AUGGUUAGGGGAAUCGCACCGCGUGAUGCACCUCCUUCUGGUGCCGAAGAGUUUUUGAAACUCCUUUCAAAUCCAUUUAGUUCUGAACUGAAUUAUAACGCUUUUUGGGUCUCACUGGGAACGUCUGUUGGUGUCACAGCCGGCCUGGCUCUCCUUUUCUCUCUGGUUCGCCCUCGAAACUCCGUGGUAUAUGCUCCCAAGUUAAAACAUGCAGACAAGUCUCAUGCGCCCCCUCCGCUGGGGAAAGGAAUUUUCGCUUGGAUAACACCCAUAAUCAAGCUCAAGGAAGAUGAGCUCGUGGACAGAAUGGGCAUGGAUGCGACUAUCUUUCUUCGGUUCACACGAAUGUGCAGGAACAUGUUCCUUGUUAUGAGCAUAAUAGGAUGUCUCAUAAUGAUCCCAGUGAACGUCCAUUAUAGCAACCGGAAAAUAGCGAAUGGUACGAAGUCGCUCUUUGAUUUUAUGACUCCGGAAUUGGUCUGGGGCGAACCGCUCUGGUCAAACAUUGCUUGUGCAUGGGCGUUUAAUUUCAUAGUUAUGUACUUCCUUUGGCACAACUAUCGUGCCAUCCACAGGCUCAGGAAACGAUACUUCCAGAGCCCGGAAUACCAAAAGAGCUUGCACGCGAGGACUGUGAUGGUCACACACAUCCCACCGUCUUAUAGGACGGAUGAGGGCUUACUGCGCCUGACUGAUGAGGUCAACCCUACAGCUAGCAUACCCAGAGCAGCCAUUGGUCGAAACAUGAGAGAGUUGCCGGGACUGAUCAAGGAGCAUGAUACUGUUGUUAGGAAGCUUGAAGAGGUUCUGGCAAAAUACUUCAAAGAUCCCGACCAUCUUCCUCUAAACCGCCCAACCUGCAAGCCCGCGAAAAAGGAUCAGAGUGGGAGAUCCUCCUCUGAACAGGUAGACGCGAUUGACUAUUAUACCGACAGAGUUCGACAAUUGGAGAUGGAAAUCAGGCACGUCCGGGAAUCUAUCGAUAAACGAAACGCCAUGCCCUACGGUUUUGCCAGUUGGGAUGCCAUCGAGGACGCCCAUGCCGUGGCCUUUGCCGCUCGGAACAAACAUCCACAUGGCACUACUAUCAGACAAGCGCCAAGGCCCAACGACAUUAUCUGGGACAACCUCGCCCUGUCAAAAAGCAACCUGAAGUGGAAACGGUUCAUGAAUGCAGUUUGGUCGACUAUUCUAACAGUUAUUUGGAUCGUGCCAAACGCUAUGAUCGCUAUCUUCUUAACCAACUUGUCUAAUCUCGGGAGAGUAUGGCCUGCAUUCCAAACGUCACUUAACGGAAACCCCAAAACUUGGGCCGCUGUCCAAGGUAUAGCCUCACCGGCUAUAUUGUCAUUGGUGUACAUUGUCCUUCCGAUCAUAUUCCGGAGACUUGCAACUCAGUCCGGCAAGAAAACCAAGACAGCUCGUGAGAGGCAAGUUAUUCACAGCCUCUACGCCUUUUUUGUCUUCAACAACCUAGUGGUUUUCUCCCUAUUCUCCAGUGUUUGGCAAGUGGGGGCUGUAAUCAUCAAAGCAAAGAACGAAGGCCAAGAUGCAUGGAAGGCGCUUCAGGCUGGAGGAACCUUUCAGAAUUUUGUCGUUGCUCUUAUCCGCGUUGCACCCUUUUGGGUCAAUUGGCUGCUGCAAAGGAACCUGGGUGCUGCCAUUGAUCUCAUCCAGAUGAUCAACAUGGUUUGGAUUUUCUUUGCGAGAAAAUUCUUAAGCCCAACGCCUCGCAAGUCAAUCGAAUGGACCGCUCCCCCUCCGUUCGACUACGCCAGUUAUUACAAUUACUUUUUAUUUUACGUCACUACUGCGCUUUGCUUUUCGACCUUACAGCCCAUCGUCCUGCCAGUGACAGCGUUAUACUUUGGUGUCGAUACGUGGCUGAAAAAGUAUCUCCUUCUAUACAUUUUUGUGACCAAAACUGAGUCUGGAGGUCGGUACUGGCGACUUAUUUACAAUCGCGUGGUCUUUGCUGUCAUCCUCUCGAAUUUUGUCACAGGGUUGAUUGUAACAGCGCGGGGAUCCUGGACCAUGGUCUAUUCCUUAGUUCCCCUUCCUCUCAUCAUGCUAGGGUUCAAGUGGUACUGUCGAGUUACUUUUGACAACCAGAUGCAGUACUAUAACCGCGCGUUGGUCACUGAUCCAGAGGCAACAGCUAAUAGCAAGUCCUCUAAGAAAAUGGUAGAGCGCUUGAGCUCCCGUUUCGGUCAUCCUGCCCUCUACAAACCUCUUACUACACCAAUGGUCCACGCAAAGGCAGUAGGGGCUCUGGAAAAGUUCUUCCAGUCCCGCCAAGGCAUGGGUGCUGAGACUGGGGAGUAUUCCGAUAUUGCCAUGCAUAGAAUGUCGUCCACUCGGCCCGGAAAAUCAGACAACAACCGCAAUGCACCGUUCGAAGUCGUUGCUGAAAACCAGCUUGACUUCUCUUACUUCAAGGAUCGACCGGACUUCCGAGACGAGUUUGGUGGUGGUAUCUACGGGCGACCGGACGAUGUGUUUACCGAAAGAUCUCAUACUCCUAAGAGCUUCCUAAUAGGUACGGGCGACUCACCCAGUUCUUCUCGGGCAUCGUCACCUACUCCAUCCACCUACAGCCAACAAGGGCGUAGCGCAACUUUCCAAGGACCACAUGGCCGGUUCCCGCAGCUUUCUGAUCACCCUGCUUUUCAACCUAAUGACUCUGAAGAACCUUCUUUCUACACAGCUCCCAACGAAAGUGAACGGGGACUAUUGAGCCAUGCCCAAACCACGCCACUAAGGCAAGACGGUGACAUUGGAUCCAUAGACCGAUGGCAUUCUCAUACAUCUGAGAUCAGAGACCAGAGCCCGUCCAAUUUUACGCCAUAUAGAGGCCAUCGUUAA
Microsporum canis CBS 113480 is the source of this 2865-nucleotide messenger RNA. Its product is annotated as DUF221 family protein. The coding region runs from base 1 to 2865 and encodes 954 amino acids. The transcript has 2 exons. The record is from RefSeq and is a predicted model, not a curated record. Gene Ontology annotation, cellular component: plasma membrane. Gene Ontology annotation, molecular function: calcium-activated cation channel activity. NCBI's taxonomy places the organism in Eukaryota, Fungi, Ascomycota, Eurotiomycetes, Onygenales, Arthrodermataceae.